Molecule: messenger RNA, 1881 nt
Organism: Sphenostylis stenocarpa
Lineage: Eukaryota; Viridiplantae; Streptophyta; Magnoliopsida; Fabales; Fabaceae
Source: the annotation of a GenBank genome assembly
AUGGAAUUCACGCCUGCUUCAUGCGAUGUGCUCAUCAACUUUACCGGAGAAGACAUCCGUAGGAAGUUCGUUUCUCAUCUCGAUUCGGCCCUCUCAGCUGCUGGGCUCACCACUUUCCUUCAGGAGGAGAAUCUAGUCAAAACCAUGCACAUCCAAGAACAACUAACGCAGGCAAAAGAAAUGUGUCGCGUAGCAAUAGUUGUUUUCACCAAAACCUACGCUGAAUCUGCUUGGUGUCUUCAUGAGCUUCAACAAAUCAUCAAAUGGCCUGAAACUUAUUUCCGACAUGUUCUGCCUGUAUAUUACGAAAUUCAGCCAUCAGAUGUACGUCUUCAGACGAAUGAUUUUGGAAAAGCCUUGAAAGCAACUGCACAACAAACGUUUUCAGGACAAGAAGUGGAAGAUGCCUUGUCCAGGUGGAGCCGCGCACUCACCAAAGCAGCAAAUUUCUUUGGGUGGGAUGAGAGCAAUUACAGGAGUGAUGCUGAACUAGUGGACAAAAUUAUUAAGAGCGUUCUUAAUUUACCAGUCUUGUCUGCUACUCAAUUUCCAAUUGGAUUACAAUCCCAUGUGCAAAUACUGAUACAAUAUAUUGAAAAUACCAAAGGCACUUGUAUCUUAGGGAUAUGGGGAAGUAGAGGAGUGGGUAAAGCCACCGUUGCUAAAGCCGUCUACAACCAAAUUCAUGACAUUCUUAAUGGUUGUGGACUACAUGCUGAUAUUGGAAUACAAGUUCUCAUAAAGCGUAGCCUACUGAAAAUUGGGAAGAACAAUAAACUCGGCAUGCAUCAUUUGCUACAAGAGAUGGGAAGAGAGAUUAUUCAUAGAAGUUCAACCAAGGAACGUGAGAAGCGCAACCGACUGUUUGCUGGCGAUGCAAAAUUUGUACUAACAAAGAAUAAUGGAACAGAAGCCAUUCAGGGAUUGGUUCUGAAGUCAUCACCAUUACCCAUCACAUCUUGGUUGGAAAUUUCUGCUUUCCAGAAUAAGCAGAUAUUGAGACUGUCAGACUUGGACUCUCUACUAUUCACUAGAGACUAUCCGAACCUCUCUAAGCAACUGCGAUGGAUCUGUCAUCGAGAGUUUCCUUUCAAACAUAUACCUGAAAACUGUGAUAUGGAAGGUGUAAUUGCGAUUGAUUUGAAAUGCAGUAAUCUUCAACGAGUCUGGAAAGAACCAUGGCUCAUUCUCAAAGAUUGUCCAAGAUUGUGCAAGGUACACCAAUCCAUAGGAGAUCUCUGCAAUCUUCUACUGAUAAAUUUGAAGGACUGUAUAAGUCUUAGCAAUCUCCCCAAAGAGGUAUAUAAGCUGAAGUCUUUAAAAACUCUCAUCCUGUCUGGUUGUGCCAAGAUUGACAUUUUGGAAGAAGAUUUAGUGCAGAUGGAAUCCUUGAUAACACUAAUUGCUGAAUAUAAAGCAGUGAAACAAGUGCCCUUUUCAAUUGGAUUGGCAAGGAGUGAAUCUUCUGAUGUUUGUCUUCCAGGUGACAACCAUCCUCAUUGGUUGGCCCAUGUGGGUGAGGGACAUUCAGUUCAUUUCACUGUGCCUAAGGACUGUGACUUGAUGGGAAUGGUUUUGUGUGUUGUUUAUUUAUCAACCCCUGAGAACAUGGCAACUGAAUGUCUUACAAGUGUCUUAAUUGUGAACUACACGAAGUGCACAUUCCAGAUACACAAGCAUGGCACAGUAAUUUCCUUUGAUAACACAGAUUGGGAGGGCAUAAUAUCAAAUUUAGGAUCUGGAGACAAUGUGGAGAUUUUUGUGACUCUUGCUCAUGGAUUCGUGGUCAAGAACACAGCUGUCUAUAUGACAUAUGGUGAAUCAAAGAAAAAUGCCCUCCAUAAAUUCAUAAAAAGAAGUGUAAUGUGUGACUUCAAGUAA